Molecule: messenger RNA, 921 nt
Organism: Pistacia vera
Lineage: Eukaryota; Viridiplantae; Streptophyta; Magnoliopsida; Sapindales; Anacardiaceae
Product: transcription factor bHLH52-like
Exons: 2
Coding region: 1-921 (306 amino acids)
Biological process (GO): regulation of DNA-templated transcription
Molecular function (GO): DNA-binding transcription factor activity; protein dimerization activity
Source: RefSeq, a predicted model, not a curated record
AUGGCUUUGAGUUUAUGGGAUCAGUAUUCUGAUCUUCAGCAUUAUUUCAACCCGGAAAUGUUCAGCUUCCAACACCCGCCAGUUGGAGAAUUUGAGGACGACUUCGAUUACUACUUCAACUUGUUCAGUUUCAGCAACAAUGGUUUUGGUUUCGAUUACGAUUACGUUUCGGAUAGUUUAUCUGAUCACAAUUACAACCAGUUUUCAUCUUUGUUAAACGAUGAUAAUCAAUUCUUUAACACCUCUGAUCAUCAAUACUUCUCUUCUUCUUCUCUCUCGGAUAAUUCAGAUAAUUUCAUCUUCCCUCUUGAAGACUUUGAGUGUUAUCAUACCUAUCCGAAGCGCCAGAAGAGCUAUUAUGGAGAUGGGGUUGACGUUGAUCAUCAUUCGGUUACUUGUUCGCCUGAAUUCUAUUCCGGGUGCGUCUCAAACGUGAUUAAUCCUCCAGCACCACCACCUCUUUCUGAAUUCCUGCCAGAGAUUCCUACUCCUCCGCUGGCAGUUUUCAGUUUUAAGAACAGUAGUAGCACUGAUCACGAGAGUAGCACAAAGAAACAAACUGGGGUGAGCUUGUCGACGCAAAGCAUCGCGGCGCGACAGAGAAGAAGGAAGAUUACGGAGAAGACUCAAGAGCUCGGAAAGCUGAUUCCGGGCGGCCACAGAAUGAACACAGCUCAAAUGUUCCAAGCUGCUUCAAAAUAUGUCAAGUUUUUGCAGGCUCAAGUCAAAGUUCUUCAACUCAUGGAGCCACUAAUGCAGGAAAGAGAAGAAUUUCUUCCAUCUCAAGAGCUUCAAACUCUUCUUGAAUCUCCAAUAAUUCAAGAAAAAUUGUACUCAGAAGAGAAGUGUUUGGUUCCAAGAGAAAUUCUUCAAACCCUGAAAAAUGAUCCUGAAAUUCAAUCAAAAUCAGCCAUUUUUUAG